Cladophialophora psammophila CBS 110553 is the source of this 453-nucleotide messenger RNA. RefSeq lists its product as uncharacterized. The transcript has a single exon. The record is from RefSeq and is a predicted model, not a curated record. Bases 1 to 453 code for a protein of 150 amino acids. Lineage: Eukaryota; Fungi; Ascomycota; Eurotiomycetes; Chaetothyriales; Herpotrichiellaceae.
AUGGCACAAUCAUGGCAAUCUCCCUUAAAAACGAAAGAGUACCUCGCGAUGAUCGGGGACUUCCCAGACAACGUGCCAGUUACAGUGAUCCACAUGCUCCGCUUCAACGAGCAAGCUAUCUACCCGCCUUCCUCGCCCCAUGCUUCUCUCGAGCCCACCUCUGGCCGCGAUGCCUUCUGGAAGCGCUACGUUCCCGCGGGAAAUACUGCCGCUCAAAAACUCGGCAUCAAACCUGCCGAGACACUCUUCUUCUCAGAUACCGUCACAAACCUCCUGCAGCACAACGACAUUCCCUGGGACGUCGUCACGGCGAGAAAGUAUGAGAGUUUCGCUGUCUACGCUAGAUACCAGAAGAGCAUGGAGUACAGCGAGUGGGCAGCGCCGCAUAGAGAUGCAGCAUUGAAGGAUUGGUCUCUGGUGGCUUGCAUUCAAGGCGAACUCCCAAAGGCCUAG